CUCAGAGGAGAAGGAGGCGCUUCUUUCGCUAUAGUCACGUGACGACCGCAUCCGGGCCUUUUGCCUUCUCUCCCUCUUCCCAACAUGGCGGCCUCAGCUAAAAAGAAGAACAAGAAGGGAAAGACCCUGACUCUGACAGAUUUUCUGGCAGAGGAUGGUGGUAGUGCUCCCACUUAUGUUCCAAAACCAGUCAGCUGGGCAGAUGAGACCGAUGACUUGGAAGGAGAUGUUUCUACCACCUGGCAUAGCAAUGACGACGAUGUGUACCGAGCCCCUCCGAUUGACCGUUCCAUCCUGCCCACUGCACCGCGGGCAGCUCGGGAGCCCAAUAUCAACAGAAGCCGUCUCCCAAAAUCACCCCCCUACACUGCCUUUCUAGGAAACUUGCCCUAUGAUGUAACAGAAGAAUCUAUCAAGGACUUCUUCAGAGGACUGAAUAUAAGUGCUGUUCGUUUACCACGAGAACCUAGUAAUCCAGAGAGGUUGAAAGGAUUUGGAUAUGCUGAGUUUGAAGACCUGGACUCCUUGCUCAGUGCUUUGAGCCUCAACGAAGAGUCUCUAGGGAACAGAAGAAUACGAGUGGAUGUGGCUGAUCAAGCUCAGGAUAAAGAUCGGGAUGAUCGCUCUUUCGGUAGAGACCGUGAUCGCAACCGGGAUUCAGAGAGAUUUGAGACUGAUUGGAGGGCUCGUCCUGCAACAGACAGCUUUGAUGACUUCCCUCCUCGCAGAAGCGAGGAUAGCUUUGGAGACCGGUAUCGGGAUCGAGAUCGGGAUCGUUAUGAUUCAGAUCGAUACCGUGAUGGCCCCCGAAGAGAUAUGGACCGUUUUGGGGGUCGGGAUCGCUAUGAUGACCGUAGAGAUUAUGACAGAGGAGGCUUCGAUUCAAGGUCAGGCAGUGGCAGGAGGGCUUUUGGUAGUGGAUACCGCCGGGACGAUGAUUACAGGGGUGGUGGUGAUCGCUAUGAGGAUCGUUAUGAGAGGCGGGAUGACCGGAUGGAUCGGUGGAGCAGCUCACGGGAUGACUAUAGCAGGGAUGACAGUCGACGGGAUGAUAGAGGUCCCACUCAGAGGCCCAAAUUGAAUCUGAAGCCUCGGAGCACACCCAAGGAGGAAGAUACAUCUGUAGCUCCUGCUACCCAGUCUAGCCGUGCAGCCUCCAUCUUUGGGGGGGCCAAACCUGUGGAUACUGCUGCAAGGGAGCGUGAAGUAGAAGAGAGGCUACAGAAGGAACAAGAGAAACUCCAGCGCCAACUGGAAGAUGAUAAGCCCAGGCUGGAACGACGGCCCAGGGAACGGCACCCCAGCUGGCGUAGUGAAGAUAAUCAAGAGCGGUCACGGACUGGGAGCGAAUCCUCACAGACUGGCAGUACAACCCCUUCUGUGGGAACAGGCCCAACAGGAAGAACCUCACGGAGAAGAGAGAGUGAAAAGUCAUUGGAAAAUGAAAAUAUAAGCAAAGAAGAUGAAGGUCUGUCUCCCACAUCCAAGAAUUCCAGGGAAGAGAAGCAGCCCUUGAAGGUGAUGCCAGCUCCUCCACCAAAAGAAAAUGCUUGGGUAAAACGCAGCAGCAACUCGCACCCAGCACGCUCACAGAGUUCCGAUUCGGACCAGCAUUCCCCUACCAGUGGCAGCCAGGCAGUACCACCCUUGCCAUCAGAAGAUGGAGUGUCCUCCAAGAACACAGCAAGAAAAGGCGAUGAAAACAGACCUGAUGGUGAAAUGGAAAGUGUUCCAAAAGGCCGAAGUGGGAGUUCUGGCCAUGGUCCUGGAGAUGGAGGCAGCAGAGACCAUUGGCAAGACUCAGAUAGGAAAGAAAGUAAGGAGCCUGACUCAAGAUCUGCAUCUGAGCCAAAGAAAUUUGAAGAGAACCCUGCCCCUAAAUUUAGCUAUGCUAGCAAGUAUGCUGCUUUGUCGGUGGAUGGUGAUGAUGAAGCUGAGGGAGACGAAUAUGCCGACUAAAAUUCUCCAUCCCCUCUAUGUCUUCUCCUAAGCAGUUGCCAUCCAGGAACAUUUGGAGAGCAAAACCAAACCUUUAUUCAGACAAGACAGAAAAAUAAAAGCCUACAAGUCAACAUCUCCUUGGAGAUACCUUUCUUAAAUCCUUUCCAAACAAAAACCAUACACAAAAGUCAUACAGUUUCUCUUGCAUGCUGCUGCAGCCUUUAAAGUAUUGAACUAACUGGAGAAUUUCUUGCAAAAAAAUGUAGCAAGAGAGAAAAUGGCAGGUGUCUUUUAAAAAAAGGAAUAGGUGCAGUAUGUGUCUUGAAUGUGACUUCAUGCAGCUUCUCACCGUGUCAGAGACCCACUCUGUUAAGAACUGAGUGCAGUGCUUUAGCAGGCCAAGUGCGUGUGAGAGAGUGUAUUGAAGAUUUGCACUGUGGCCUGUUUCCCUCUUUUACCAGUAGGUUGACUUCUGCAACAUAACCUGAAAAUAAUCUCCUUGAAAGCACGAGAGCAUUGAGGGAGUUGAGGAGGCCUGCUUUAAUGGUGGGAGAAAGGCAUAAUGAAAUAGCUUCCAAAUGAGAUGAUUGCAUCUCUGAAUGUUAGAUACAAGUGCUUCCCCUCUUGUUAGAGUGCAAUUGAUGACUUCAAUUGUAACGUAACCCAGCUGUCGCUGAAAUCUAACAGAUGUGGAGAAGACCAGGCAGUACUUAGGCUACCAGGCGGUAGAGCUUUGCUUACCAAGGGUAUUCUCUUCUUGGAAGCUUUAGAGCUGAUCCUGCUGUUGUAUUCUGACUUCUUCCAACAUGGAAGGUGCUGAAAAUGGCUCCUGAGUAGAAGAAAACUGUCCACAUGGUUCAGCCAAAUACUGCAGACAAUUUCUCUAUAUAUACUUGUGGUAGCUAGGGCUGUGCGGUGUUGGCAUGUAGAGUAUGCAGUUUGAUUGAACCGUGGGGAGAGUAAUUUUAUAUGUUACAGGUGUCACAGUAUGAAACCAGUUUUCAGUAACCUCUUUGCAAAUAGCUGCAGUGUAUGAAGGAACCAUUGAAUUUUUGGGAAUCAAUAACUGGAUCAAUUUCUAGAGACCAGGACCUUUCCUUGAAAUACUUUCCUCUUCCACACACUUUUAAUCACUGGGGUACAAACACAAACACUAUUGCAAAUAGAAAUAGCACCCUUAUAAAUCUCGGGCACUGUUCAGAAGUAGCAAGGGGGUCAUUCAAGGCACAGCUAAGCAUCUUUCCUUGUUGCAUCAUGUGGCUCUUGCCUUCCUUUCUCCCACUUGGGCAAGUGAAUGUGCAACAUAGAUUGUAAACUAUGUUGAAUUUUAGCUCCUUUGAUUCCUUUUGAAAGCAAUCUCUGCUGCCACCACUCUACACUCUUGAGAGGUCACAUUUGGUGAAAAAAAAAUCUUGUCCGUUUGUUGUUUAUGCAGUCUUGUCUCUUUUAUUCUUUGAGCCUAAGGGGUAAGAAAAACGGAAGAAUUGUAACACAGGGAAGCUGAAGUAGCACAAGGUUUUAAUAGCCAGCUCUCCGGAACAUGGUUAUAUGGCGGAUGCAGAGUGUCUGGCUAGAAGGAGUAAGUAGAUUUAUGAGGUGUGCACAGCACUCAUUAAGGAGCUGUCACCUUUUCGUGCGGGGAGAACAGUAUGAUUUUGCUCUUGAAAUAAACCCAGCUGGAUCAAAUAGAGGAUUCAGCUUAUUGUAAAGCUGCAAUGCUUGGUGUCUUAUUUCAGUAAUUUUUAGCUAACGUUUAAGUAGGUCCUUUGAAAUUUAAAGCAUAUUGGCAUGUCCCAUGGGCAAGAUACAGUGUUUGGGUGAGGGGAGAGCCUGCUGAGAGUGAAAAUGGAUUUGCAAUGCAAUAUUGCUUUGAUUCUCUGAAAUGCAGGAGGUGAACUGUUAAUUUGCAUACCCCUGAAACAUUUUCUUCUCUCCCUCCUCCUUUGCAUAUUUCUCUCUAUGCUAUCAGAACAGGUUCACUAAUGGAAUGAGGUGCAUUUUACACAUUCUGAAGACAUGUAAAAUUUGUACAAAAUAUCUUCUAUGAAAAUGAUUUGUAACCUGUGUGGACUUCCUCGGAGAUGUCUUUUAUUAUGUAAAAUUCCCCUUCUGCGCCUUCUUGUUUUUUUCCCUCCAAAUAAAACCAAUCUUUAAAAUAA
Messenger RNA from Pogona vitticeps (central bearded dragon), 4100 nucleotides. RefSeq names its product eukaryotic translation initiation factor 4B (gene EIF4B). Gene Ontology annotation, molecular function: RNA binding. The record is from RefSeq and is a predicted model, not a curated record. NCBI's taxonomy places the organism in Eukaryota, Metazoa, Chordata, Lepidosauria, Squamata, Agamidae.